AUGGCAUCUAUAGGUGGCCGCAGGAGCGCCGCCACCGGGCUGGAGGCUGGGCGGCUGCAGCGUCUGCUGCCGCUGCUGGGCCGCCUGCAUGAGACGCAGCCCGGGGACCCGCGCCACCCGGACCCCCGCCUGCGGGAGCUGCACGGCGCGCUCGAGCUGGCCGCCCAGCGAGACACGCCCGCUGCUGGCGAAGCGCCCUACCACGUCACACGCCUCAUGCGUCAGUUGACGCCGAAGUGCGAGCAGAUGAUGGUGCGCUGCAGCUGGCUGGGCCACACGCGGCCCUGCGGGGAGCUGUUCAAGCUGCGCAAGACGUGCGACGGCUACUGCUGCAUCUUCAACUACCGGCGCACGGGGGAUCGCCUCGGGAAGGGGUCAGCGCGGAUACGAAAGGUACUACGUGUGAACGCAACGGGGCCUUACAUGGGUCUCACGGUGCUGGUCGACACCAUGACGCACGAUUAUGUAUACCCACUCAUCGCCACCCGUGGCCUCAAGCUGCUGCUGUUCAAGCCCGGCGACUUCGCGGACGCGUCGAGCGGCGGCCUGAUGGAGAAGCUCCUGGGACCGCGCCGUGAGUUCUUCAUCCGGCUGUCGGCGCAGACCGUGGCCGCCACGAGCGAGGUGCGCUCCUUCAGCCCUCAGAAGCGCCGCUGCCUCUUCGAGGACGAGCUGCAGGAGCGCCUGGGCAUGGACUACUCGCAGAGCGACUGCCUCGUCAGCUGCCGCAUCAGGUCCAUCGCCACGCUGUGCCGCUGUCGGCCGUUCUACCUGCCGGACACAGUGGAAAUACGUGUGUGCAACUUGCAAGAUAUCGACUGUCUCACGAAAUACGAAGAGAAGUGGGCAACGCUGCGGCCGCCAGACGGCAUCCCCGGGCUGGAGCUGGAGCGCGAGGAGUCCAUCGAGUGCCCUGAGUGCCUGCCCUCGUGCAGCGACGUCCACUACACCAUCAGGGCCAACUCCGCGCCCUUCGCGCCACCCAACGGGCUCGACACUUCACAUCCACUCCUUGACGGCGUGGAACUGGGCAACCACAGCAUCGUCAACUUGUAUUUCGAACGCGCCGACUCCGUCCUUCUGCGUCAAGAUGUCCUGUACUACUGGUACGACCUACUGAGUAAGUAG
Schistocerca serialis cubense is the source of this 1128-nucleotide messenger RNA. RefSeq names its product sodium channel protein Nach-like. Gene Ontology annotation, biological process: sodium ion transmembrane transport. Gene Ontology annotation, molecular function: ligand-gated sodium channel activity. Gene Ontology annotation, cellular component: membrane. The coding region runs from base 1 to 1128 and encodes 375 amino acids. Lineage: Eukaryota; Metazoa; Arthropoda; Insecta; Orthoptera; Acrididae. The transcript has 8 exons. The record is from RefSeq and is a predicted model, not a curated record.